UGAGAGUCAUUGGUCUGUUGAUGCCCCACCGGCUCUGCUUUCCUCUGCCUGAUUGUAUCUGCUGGAUCUUACUGUACAGCGGUGCCCUGAACGCACCACAGGGAGGAGUGACCAUAUUUAUACAUCUGUGGCAGUGACAAUAUUAACAGACAUAAAGGGAGAGCACACAAACGCAUCAUACUGAAAGAUGUCUGCGACCCCGCAGCCCGCAAAGAUGAAAAAGGACGAGUCUUUCCUGGGGAAAUUAGGAGGAACCCUGGGGCGGAAGAAAAAGUCUAAGGAAGUGAGUGAUCUCCAUGAGGAGGGGAAGAAUGCCAUCAACACUCCCAUGCUUCCCACGGGGACAGAAAUCUAUCCGGAGGACACACUGAUGGAGGAAAACGCAGAGAGGAUCAUGUUGGACCCAACAUCGCGGGAAAAUCUUAAAUUUAAAGAUCUUCUGAAGGUCCUGAUAGACUGGAUCAACAGUGAGUUGGAGGAAGACCGGAUCAUAGUCAAAGACCUGGAGGAGGACUGUUAUGAUGGACAAGUUCUCCAGAAGUUAUCUGAAAAGUUGUCGGGCAGGAAGCUGAAUGUGGCCGAGGUGACUCAGUCCGAGAUCGGCCAAAAGCAGAAGCUGCACACGGUUUUGGAAUCCGUCAACGAAAUGCUGCGGCCUCAUGGCUGGACCAUUGAGUGGAGCGUGGACUCUAUCCAUUCAAAGAACCUGGUGGCGAUCGUCUACCUGCUGGUGGCUCUGGCGAUGCACUUCCAGGCUCCCAUCAGACUGCCGGAGCAUGUUUCUGCGCAGGUGGUGGUCGUCAAGGUAAAGUGGCUCAAAGAGCUCACACAGGGUUCACAUUCAUUAUCAUUAUGUGCAGUGACGUAG
Notothenia coriiceps (black rockcod) is the source of this 868-nucleotide messenger RNA. RefSeq names its product parvin, beta (gene parvb). Lineage: Eukaryota; Metazoa; Chordata; Actinopteri; Perciformes; Nototheniidae. Gene Ontology annotation, molecular function: actin binding. The coding region runs from base 188 to 868 and encodes 226 amino acids. The transcript is spliced from 6 exons. Gene Ontology annotation, biological process: substrate adhesion-dependent cell spreading; establishment or maintenance of cell polarity regulating cell shape; actin cytoskeleton organization. Gene Ontology annotation, cellular component: lamellipodium; cytoplasm; actin cytoskeleton. The record is from RefSeq and is a predicted model, not a curated record.